AUGGGUAAGAAGGAUGAAGGAGUGAAGAUUCCAAUGCUGGACAAAGAGCACUACUUUCACUGGAAAGUAAAAAUGAGGAUGCAUCUUCUGUCUUUUGACACCAGUUACAUCAACUGCAUAGAAAAAGGUCCUCAUGUUCCUAUGAAGAUCAGCACUGAAGUUAGGGCUAAUGGAGAGGAUCUGGUUGAUUCCUAUGUUCCUAAAAGUGUAUCUGAAUACACUGAGGAAGAUGAAAAAGAAGUGCACAAGGAUAAGAAAGUCAUGAAUAUUCUCUUCAAUGGAGUUGACUCAGACAUGUUUGAUAAUGUCAUAAACUGCACAACUGCCAAAGAUGUAUGGGAUACCAUUCAAACCCUCUGUGAAGGAACUGAGCAAGUGAGAGAAAACAAGAUGCAGUUGUUUGUACAGACAUAUGAACACUUUCACUAUAAAGCUGGUGAAUCCUUAAAUGAUGUGUUUAGUAGAUUUCAAAAAUUGCUAAAUGCACUCAAGCUUUAUGGAAGAGUAUAUCUGGUGAAAGAUUCUAAUCUCAAGUUCUUGAGGUCUUUGCCUAAGGACUGGAAGCCAAUGACAGUGGCUCUUAGGCAAGCUCAUGAUUUUAAUGAGUAUUCUUUAGACAAGCUCUAUGGUAUUCUUAAAACCUAUGAGCUUGAGAUACAACAAGAUGAGGAAAUGGAGAAAAGUUCCAAGAAAGAAAAAUCUGUAGCUCUGGUUGCUGAAAAGAGUGAUGAAAAAGAUGAACCUGUCAAGAAUGUGUCUGCUAACAUUACACCAAGCAAGAAAUCUGGUGAAGGUAAAGCUGAAGGGCACAAAGGCAAAAGCAAAAUGGUGAUGGAGAAUGAAGAUGAUUCUACUGAUGAGGAAUUGAAUGACAUUGAUGAGCAUUUGGCUUUUCUUGCUAGAAAAUUUUCUAAACUUAAGUUCAAGAAAAAUGCUUCAUCUGCUAGGCCAUUCAGAAAAAGCAAUCAGCCAAGGUCCUCAAAUCUGGUUGACAGAUCAAAAUUCAAAUGCUUUAACUGUGGACUAGCUGGUCAUUUCUCAAGUGAGUGUAGAAAGCCCAGGGCUGAGAAGGAAAAAUCAUCAUCUGAGAAUGCUGAUUAUAAGAAGAAAUAUUUUGACCUUCUUAACCAGAAAGGAAGGGCAUUUAUAUCUGAGGAAAAAGAUUGGGCAGCUGGAGAUGAUUCUGAUGAUGAGCAGCUGGUCAAUCUUGCUCUUAUGGCCCUUGGAGAUGAGUCUGAAUCUCCCACAUCAAAUAAUGGACAGGUAUCUACCACUAACACAUCUGAACUUUCUAAGAUUGAAUGUAAACAAAUUAUUGAUGAUAUGUCUAAUGAGAUUUACAAUCUUAGAACUUCCCUCAAGUCUUUAACAAAGGAGAGUCUUAGAAUUAAAAAGACUAAUGAACUUUUGACUGAGAGAAAUAACUUCCUAGAAUCUGAGCUUCUUCAAUUAGAAACUUUUAAGAAAGAAUCUAGGGUUGCUAAAGAUGAAUUAGUGGUAGCUCUUAAAGAAAAAGAGAUCUUUAAGAAGCAACUAGAGAGAGAACAAGAGAUAAUGGCUAGAUGGAAGAAUUCUAGAGAUGUGGUCUCCAAUAUGCAUGCUACAAAGAUUAUUGAAGAGAAAUGUAUAAGUGAUUGGAGUUCCAUUAAAGAAGAGCUAGAGAAAGAAGGAGAUCAAGGUUCUGCUGCUGACCAAUCAACUGAUAAUGAUCAUCAGUUGAAGAACUCUUCAUCAACCGAUGAGAAUUAUCAGUUGAGAAGUCAGAAAUUGGCUAAAAAGAAGAAUAGCCUGGAUAAACUCAAUGAGCAAUAUGGGCCCACUAAUAAAAAUUUUGUAAAAGAGGAAUCCAGUUCUAACAAGCCUGUCAAGGAAGUAAACAUAGGGCAUUUGUCUAACAAGCAAUUGAAAGACAAAUUAGAUUCUGUUGAGAAUAAGAGCAUUAAAAAGAAAAGCACUAGAAAUGGUAAGGUAGGUAUUAACAAAAAGAAUAAUUACACUCCUGAUAAGAAUGCAGUCAGAAAAACUUGUUCUAAAUGUGGUAGUGAAAAUCAUCUUGCUUCUAACUGCAAAUCUAUAUUGUCUAAUUCUACCAUGCCUAUUCCUGUGCAAUCUGCUUCCAUGCCUUUUAUGCCCAUGUUUCAAAAUUCAUCUGCACAAUAUGCAAGCAUGCCAUUCAUACCAAAUCUAUACUUUAAUGCAUUUGCCAUGCCUUCUAUGCAUAUGCCUCAAAUGACAUGUCAAAUGCCUAUGAUGAAUGCUGCAUACAUGAAUAAUAUGUCUUUGAACAAUGUGGUUGAUGACAAGCCCAAGAACUCUGGUCUAUCCUCCAAGGUGAAAAAGGAUGCUACUCCUACUAAACCUAAAGAGGAAUCUGUCUCUAAACCUAAAGCAGAUACUAAUAAGAAAGGACCCAAGACUGCUUGGGUACCUAAAUCAAAUUAA
Daucus carota subsp. sativus is the source of this 2442-nucleotide messenger RNA. RefSeq lists its product as uncharacterized. NCBI's taxonomy places the organism in Eukaryota, Viridiplantae, Streptophyta, Magnoliopsida, Apiales, Apiaceae. The transcript has a single exon. The record is from RefSeq and is a predicted model, not a curated record. Gene Ontology annotation, molecular function: zinc ion binding; nucleic acid binding. Bases 1 to 2442 code for a protein of 813 amino acids.